Molecule: messenger RNA, 2829 nt
Organism: Ogataea angusta
Lineage: Eukaryota; Fungi; Ascomycota; Pichiomycetes; Pichiales; Pichiaceae
Exons: 1
Coding region: 1-2829 (942 amino acids)
Biological process (GO): mismatch repair
Cellular component (GO): nucleus
Molecular function (GO): mismatched DNA binding; ATP binding; ATP-dependent DNA damage sensor activity
Source: RefSeq, a predicted model, not a curated record
AUGAUACGCGUGGGGCCUAGACUUGUUUUUAGAGGGUUUCGCAGCUUGGUAAAGCCGCGCCAAGUUGUCCGCAUUCCUUUGAACAUACGCGCUCCUCUCCAGUCGAUCCAAGCAUGUCAAGAUAAGGACCAGGCUUCUCUCGAGGAGACUCCUAGGGAAGCGAAGGGCCCCAAGAAAACUGGCAAAAGAAUAAAAAAGAAGACCGUCCAGGGUGACGAAAUUGACGAGUUUGGAGACCGUGGUGCCAAACCAGAUGUCGAAUUCACGUAUUUCUACCAGACCCUGAAAGAUAUCGUUGACCAAUAUCCUAAAGAUCAGUACGUGGUCUUGAUCCAAGUCGGAUCAUUUUAUGAGCUCUACUUCCAGCAGGCUGAGAAACACGCAUCAAUGUUGGGCUUAACGUUGAGCAAGAGAGUGCUCAAAAAUCAUGAAAUAUCCUUUGCUGGCUUUCCUGACUAUAAACUUGAAAAAUACCUACAGAUUGCCUUCGGCCAAGGGCUCAAGGCCGUUGUUUGUGAUCAGCAUACCACUGCGCAGAAUGUGAUUGUGAGACCAGUAACGAGGCUCGUGACCCCAGGCACUAUCAUUGAUGAAGCAUUGAGAGAUUAUCAUCGCACAAAUUAUUUACUUGCUAUCCAAUUUCCUGCAGACCCAUUCAAAAAAGAUGCGCUGGGCCAAAAGAUAGGUCUGUGUUGGGUAGACGUUGGCUUAAGUCAAUUCCAUGUGCUUGAAACAAAUAUGAAUGAGCUAAUGGCCAACAUAACUAGGAUCAAUCCUAGUGAAAUUCUAAUAGCCAAUGAUCUGGAUAUCGAUUCUUUGAUCACAGGAAAAUGGUUUCCCGAAUUGGGAGAACUAAAGAAGUACUAUAUAAGCAGGUACUCGCUGCCAUCAGUCAGCACGUCACUACUCGAUUUUGCCAACCGCUUCUCAGAAAACAAGCGGCUUGUCCAGAGCCGUCUGGAUAAGCUCUCUCUAAAAGAAGCUGGAGCCGCGAAAGUUUUGCUGCACUACUUGAAUGACUGUCUGCCUUUCUACAAGUUGAGUUUUGACUUACCCAAACGGUCGUUGCCAAACACCCUAAUGCAUAUUGAUCCGCGCGCUGCACAAGAUCUGGAACUCACUGAGACCAUAGUUGGUGGUUUUCGAACUGGAGCUCUUGCGUCCAUAAUUGAUAAGACGUGUACGGUACAAGGUUCCCGGCUGCUGAAUACCUGGCUACUCUCUCCAUCAACCGAUGUUGAAGAAAUAAGGAAACGGCAGAGGUAUAUUGAGGUUUUCCUAAACAACCGCAUGUUUGUCCAGGAGCUGAUUCAGUUGUUACGCAAAACCACCGAUUUAGGUCGAAUCGUCCGCCGUGCAGAUAACAAAAGGGCAGACAUGGGGGAGUACUUGGAGUUGGGACAUACCAUCAUGAUAAUCGAUGAGAUCUACAAGAUGGUGAAGGAUUGUGCGGAUAAAAAACUAGUCAAUCUUGUCUUGCCUUUAUUCGACAAAUUCAAGGAGUUUCCAGCUCUCAUGAGUUUGUCUCAAUCUAUCAUCAACACAAUAAAUCCUCAGACCCUUCAAGUGAAAAUCGAUACAAACAGGAACGACUCUGAAGUGCUCCGAAAGUACUGGUUUUUGAAGCCUACUGCAUCUCCAAAGCUCGCAGAACUCAGAGACAAAUAUGAUCAGCUUGAGCUUCAGUUCCAGGCUCUGACACAGCAAUUGUCAGCAAAGUUUGAGAAAUUUGGCUACCAAGGUGGUUUCAACUUAGUCCGUGAUCCUCGGACCAAUGAUUUUGUCAUUGACGUUCGCUCGUCCAGAAAAUCAUUCAAAAGCCUUGUCGAGAAUAUGGACCUUCAGCUCCGUGAACGAACAAAGUCCAGUGCAAAAUUCUGGACAAUGGAAUGGCAAACUCUAGGCACAGAAAUGCUAUUUGUUGAGCAAGAGAUUUUGAGAGAAGAAGAGAGAAUCAUAUCCCUGAUUCGGGAGACUCUGCUUUCCCUUUCUACGGAAUUACGCCAGGUUGCUCCCAUCAUUGAAUUUCUAGACGUGUGCUCCUCAUUCUAUCUGUUAGCUUGGGAAAAGGGUCUUGUCAAGCCGACUGUGGACAUGAGCACCAAGUUUGAGAUAGAAAACGGACGCCAUUUGGUGGUGGAAGAGGGUUUGCGUGGACGGGUGACUGGAGUUGAGAAUUUUACAGCUAAUAGUUGCUCUUUGGAUUCUGGUCGUGGAUGGGUGAUCACAGGUCCAAACAUGGGUGGUAAAAGCACCUUCUUGCGGCAGAAUGCAUUGAUUGCAAUAUUGGCGCAGAUAGGCUCAUACGUCCCUGCCACAAAAGCUCAUAUUGGGAUCAUAGAUAAGGUUUUUACCAGAGUUGGAGCUUCUGAUAACAUUUACAGACAUCAAUCAUCGUUCAUGGUCGAAAUGAACGAAACUGCUAUCAUCUUAAGGGAUUCUACGGAAAGGUCCUUGGCUAUAGUUGACGAGCUUGGCCGAGGAACAUCGGCGGUUGAAGGUAUAACCAUCGCAUAUGCAUCUUUGUCUCAUUUAGUAAAGAAUAAGAACUGCAAAGUGCUCUUUGCAACACAUUUUGGCCCAGAGAUUCACAAACUAAUGAAAGAUGAUAAGGACUUAGAGCGGCGUACGGAUUUCUAUCAAACUACCCUGACCAGAAUACAUGAUGGCAAUCUACCGAUUGACGAAAAGCUCAUUUUCGACCAUAAACUGAUUCCCGGAAUCAGCUCUCAUUCGCAUGCCUUUGAAAUUGCACAACUGGCUGGCUUUCCCUCCGAUGCAUUAGAGCUGGCCAGAAAGACGUAUGUCAAAGCUACAUCAGGUCUAUAA